This is a messenger RNA of Xenia sp. Carnegie-2017, 1467 nucleotides long. RefSeq names its product exocyst complex component 4-like. Gene Ontology annotation, cellular component: exocyst. NCBI's taxonomy places the organism in Eukaryota, Metazoa, Cnidaria, Anthozoa, Malacalcyonacea, Xeniidae. Bases 561 to 1190 code for a protein of 209 amino acids. The transcript has 12 exons. Gene Ontology annotation, biological process: Golgi to plasma membrane transport; exocytosis. The record is from RefSeq and is a predicted model, not a curated record.
UUCAAAAGAGCACCGUUUUGGUUGAGGAAAUGAUUCAAGAUCUGAAAAGCUCCAUGCUCGCUCUGCCCCUUCACGCAUCAACAUUCAUGAACAUGAUCUGUGCCGUUUUACGCAACUACAAGGAUACCUGUUGGGCUGCUUAUAACACCAUUGUUAAGAUUUCUCAAAACAAUUCAACGUCGCCUAUCCUCAGUGCAACUUGGGCGAAGGAAAUUGGCCAUGAAUUGAGGUCGUUGCCUAACUGGACGAACGUUCACGGACCUGGCAAACACAGAAAAAAGGAAAUGGAAGAAAACUCUGAAGCAAUCAGAAUGAGAAACGAAAAGGAAUCAGAAAUCCUUAAUAAGCUUGUUGAAAAUGUGAUCAAGAAGAAUGAAGUCAUCCUGGAUCUUGUGGAUCUCAAGACCUAGGCAAAUUUACAAGAGAGCAUUGAAUGGCUCGUUGGUCGCAUUAAAUCCUUUGCGAGCAACAUAAGCGCUAGCACGACGGGGAUAAAUGUUGUCUCGCAUGUAUCAUCUGACAAAUUGAAAGGGCAAGAGAUCCCUCCUCUAUCCGAAGACAUGUUGAGAGCCUUGAGUGAUCUUGGACAAGAUUUUCAAAAUCUUGCUGAACUAUGCCUCUUGGUUUUGCAUUUGGAAAUACGCUGUCAUUGUUUCUACUAUUUAAUGCAAGCUUUGAAGCAGAGGAGUUACGUUUGCAGUGUAGAGUCAGUUGAUGCUGAUACAUUGGUUAUCAAUAUGAACAAAGACCUGGUUGCUUUAGAAGACAUUGUCUCCACUACCUUGGCGCCUCACAAGUUUAAAUAUAUGUUUGAAGGACUUGGUCACAUGAUGUCAAUGCUCAUCAUUUCUGCCGCACCAUAUAUUAAAAAAAUGAACGCCAAUGGCACCAAGAAGAUGUCGAGAAACAUUUUCGCCAUUCAGCAAAAUCUCCUGAAUAUAACACAAUCCCGUGAACCAGACCUCGAUAAAGCAAGACUUUAUUAUGAUUUGCUGUACAAAAUUCCAGGGGACUUCUUGGUCGGACUGGUUGAACAAGGAGCAAAGUACACCGAUGCUGAAUACGAGAACAUCUUGAAUCUACACGCCCGAAGUCAAACUGUCAUUGACAAGGAAGGACAUCGACAAAGAUUGACGAAAUUGAAAGAGAUCUUAAGGGAACUGAAGGUUAAUCAACAAACUACUGUUUAAGUUUUUGGUGGCGUAAAUAAAGUUCUUCAACACGGAUUUAUGAUGGAAAGCGAUAGUAAUGACGUCAUGCCUACACAAUGUCUUACAGUUUUGGUGUGUGAGCCAUUACUUACAGUUAUAGCGAGCGAAUGAUUUAGAUUAAGGUCAAAGAAUACAAUAUUCUGGCCAUGACUUGUAUGCAUGGCCAAAACUUGAUCAAUAGACAAAAUUUUACAUGUUAAUUGAUAAAAAAGAGUAUAAAAUUUCAACAUGAAACUUCAUUGAUAUCAAAUGCAAA